GCGUUACUUAUCUAUUCAGUCUUGUUUAUCUGUAUUUUUACAAGUUUAUUUUAGUUUAUCACUAAACGUUGUGCUUUUCUUACAUGAAAAUAAAUUAAAUUGUUUUAUAAUAAUGUUAAUUAGAGGUUUAAAGAUUUUUAACUCGUACUUGUACAAAUCACAUAAUAUUUGCAAUUCGAAUUACUAUAGAUCAACGUUCUUUUCGACAUCAGCUGUUUUGAAACUGAAAGAAGAAAAAGUAAAAGUUGGGGAUUAUGACAUCAAUUACUUAAAAGUCGGGAAUGGGCCGCGCAACGUGCUUUGUGUGCCCGGCGCUCUAGGGUCAAUAUGGACCGACUACGCACCACAAGUGAAAGGGUUCGACCGGGAGAAGUUCACAUUGGUAGCGUGGGAUCCACCAGGCUACGGGAAGAGUAGGCCACCAGACAGAGACUUCCCCACUGAUUUUUAUGAUAAGGAUGCAGAUUAUGCAUAUGAAUUUAUGAAGGCCAUAAAUCUUCCAAAGUACUCGGUCUUGGGAUGGAGUGACGGCGGCAUAGUGGGCAUGAUUCUUGCUGCCAAAUACCCCGAAUCCGUAGAGAAACUGGUCAUUUGGGGUAGUAAUUCAUUCAUUCUGCCCAAUGAAAUUGAAUUAUAUAACAAUGUGAAAGAUAUUAGUGCAUGGUCUAAAAAAAUGAAAGAACCCAUGAUUGAGUUAUACGGCGAUAGAUUCGCCAGUUAUUGGAUAGAGUGGGUGGACGGAGUGAUCGCUUUGUUCAAAGCUAAGGAUGGCAAUAUAUGUUCGGAGCGAUUGAAAGAUAUUAAAUGUCCCACGUUGAUACUAUACGGAGAAAAGGACCCGAUGGUGGAUAGUGUGCACGCAUCACACUUGCACACUAAUAUUGAAGGCUCAAGAUUGCAUCUGUAUCCAGAUGGCAAGCACAAUAUUCACAUCAAGUACGCCGAAGACUUCAAUAAAAGAGUCCAAGAAUUUUUGUUACAACAAUAAUUUUAAGUUUAUUAUUGUUAUUAUUUUAAUAAUCACGUAAUAAUCGAACAUUUUUUCCAAA
Galleria mellonella (greater wax moth) is the source of this 1049-nucleotide messenger RNA. Its product is annotated as valacyclovir hydrolase. The coding region runs from base 113 to 988 and encodes 291 amino acids. NCBI's taxonomy places the organism in Eukaryota, Metazoa, Arthropoda, Insecta, Lepidoptera, Pyralidae. The transcript is spliced from 5 exons. The record is from RefSeq and is a predicted model, not a curated record.